Molecule: messenger RNA, 1487 nt
Organism: Aspergillus ochraceoroseus IBT 24754
Lineage: Eukaryota; Fungi; Ascomycota; Eurotiomycetes; Eurotiales; Aspergillaceae
Exons: 1
Coding region: 189-1208 (339 amino acids)
Source: RefSeq, a predicted model, not a curated record
GCCUUGUAGCUAUAAAUUGGAACCUGAGAUCUCGUGAUCGUCGGAUGAAUAAUGAUCCCAAUGAACCCCUGGCGAGGUCUCGACCUGAAGUUUGAACCCCAAUGUUUUGGUUUGGAUGCGUUCAAUAUGUCGUUCCUGUCUUUAAAUAGGGGCAGUAUAGCCGCGUCCAUCCCUAGUGGACUCUUAUCAUGGACGAUUACCAGAGCCUCGUCGUGGCUCAAUUCUUCGAAUCACUGCCAAAUCUCUCCCAAGAAUCAUGUCACCGGUUCGCCUUGCACCACAUUGCCCCAAUUCUUCAUCCCAACACUCCCGGCAAGGUAGAUAUCCAACCCAGCGCUUUCCAGGGAAGCAUGAGCUAUACCAUCAUAUUACAUACUCAUUUCACGGACGCCAAUCAUCGCAUUGCCGUCCAGUUCCGAAGCGACAAGCAAGACCUUUUCGGAGUCACCGAAGCUAGCCACAUUCAUGGAUCUAUUGUACCUCUGGUAACAUACCAGGGCAUGUAUGAAGGGCUCUUUGUGUAUACAUCGCCUUUUGCAGAAGGGACACCUUAUAUCAGUGUCUUGAUGUCUUCCGAGGAUUUUCACCUGCCUCUUCCGAAGAAGAGGGCGACCGUCAUGGACCUUGCAGACCUCGUCACUAGAGGAGCCAGAACGAACACUGCUAGAGUUGACAGUGCUCUAUCCGACCUCACUUCUACCCUGGAGAGAAUCCAACAUACGGUCAAUAAUUACAGUUUUCGACAUGCAACCCUCAGAAACAAAAUUUUUGCUUGCAUCCGCAAGCUCUUACUACAGCUCCCCAAUCUUACUACCCUCCCGGUCACCCUUACCCACCAGGAUCUUGCCCCUUUCAAUUACCUGAUCGACGACUCUACGGGUCGGGUGCAGGCUGUACUAGACUGGGAUGGGGCUCUUUAUCUCCCAGUUGGGUCGAAUUUCCAUUUUAUGGAUAGCCUCUUCGGGUUCAUGACCCCAAGAGGUUGGCAAGACACAGAAGACCGACAGGAACUAGAGACAGCGUUUUAUAAUCGGGUUCUAGCUCAUCUUGCUGCGCAAGGAUUUGAAGGAAUAACAAAAGAGCAACUAGAGUCUCAAAAGGCGAUUGGGAUGUUACUGUAUGGUGUGGACCGACUUCUCAAGUUCAAAGACGAACGAGCCGAGCACUAUCUAGAUGGAUAUCUUCGAGGGUUACAGUCUCUUUCAUGAAUGGAUUCUUUAUUGUCGUAUUAGAUCAUUGCUUGACGGGGACAUUGAAGCUUCAGAGUAUGCUUAACCCGAAAGGCUACAGGAUUAAGGGCCAUUCAGAAAAGUAACGAGGAAUGGCCGCGCGCCGAUCUCGCACAAAAUCAAAGUUACUGAGGUUUCGGUGUGGUAGUAUGUGCUUAAUUUCAUACUUCUGCAGAUAUAUAGCGAAACGACUCGUAAUUUUGCGGCUUUCGUCUAUAGGGAUUCAUUGAAAUCUGACUUCUGGUAGAAUUGUUGUCA